GAUUCGGAGCAGGUUUUUUUGCUCCGUGGCGACGAAACCGCAUUUCACUGGUAGAUUCAGAGUGGAUCCGCGCUUUUCACUGGUAGUUUCAGAGCAGCUCGCUCCGAGGCGGAUUGCUCGCACUGCUCCGCCGACAAGUCGCAGAUUCGGGCGGAAACACGACGAGCAGCAUACGUCACUUCCGUCGUUGUACGUUGCUGAGUUUUGCAAAAUGGCUGCGUUCGCUGCCUUGGCGGAACUUCUGUCUAGCGACGAAAGCACUUCAAGCAGCAGCUCGUCCAGCUCAGACGACGAAGACUUCGAGGAAAGACAAGCGCUAUGCGAAGCCUUCUUUCGGGAAACUUUUUCGGAGUCCCACCGCGAACGUCCCAAAAUUUUGGGGUUCAUCGAGAACGUUGCGCGGCUGUACACAGACGAGCAGGUAAGCGCGGAGCUCCCUCUUUUCAUAAUACUACAUGAACCUAAUUUCAUCUUUUUAUCAUUUCCUUCUCUGCAGUUCCGUCAAGACUUCAGGGUGUCGAGGCGUGUCGCGGAAACGUUGAUCCGUGGUUUUGAAGGCUCGCGUCACUACCCAUGCAGUGAUCGUGGUGGGUCCCCCUCGAAAACCGCGGAAGAGCACAUUCUGGUCUUUCUGUGGUUUGCUGCAAACAAGGCGUGCCUGAGGGACGUUGCUGGACGCUUUGGCAUGGCAACUGCGACAGCAUUUAGAGUCGUGGAGCGCACGCUCGAAUAUUUCCUUGAUAUAGCCGAAGAGGUAAUAUCAUUUCCAGGAGAUCUUGAUCAGCUGUCAGCGGACUUCGAACAAGUGUCAGGAGUGCCCAACACGAUCGGUUGCAUUGACGGAUCCUACAUAAGCAUCCGCUGCCCUGCAAAAAAAAGUGCGUUCAAACCUAUGUGAACA
Molecule: messenger RNA, 901 nt
Organism: Rhipicephalus microplus (southern cattle tick)
Lineage: Eukaryota; Metazoa; Arthropoda; Arachnida; Ixodida; Ixodidae
Product: putative nuclease HARBI1
Source: RefSeq, a predicted model, not a curated record